GGUGCCAAAUUUUUUUUUUUUUUCUCAAAGAGAACAGUUUUGCUUAGAGCGUCUCAACAAAUCCCUAACCCGAACAAUGCCGGAAUCACCCAGCGGCGGCGACGGCGGAACUCCGGCGCAGACGGCGGACACAGAGAAUCCCCAAACCACCGCCGAAGAAGCGACUGCGGGCCCUCCGGUGCUGUCGAAGAACGCGCGGAAGAAGCUGGCGAAGCAGCAGUGGUACGAGGCGAAGAAGGCGGAGAAGAAAGCGGCGUUGAAGGAGCAGCGGCGAAGAGACGUCGAGAGGAAGCGCAAGGAGUGGGAAGAGAGCCUCGCCAGCGUCCGCGAAGAUGAGCGAGAGAAGCUGCUAGAGUCUCGCAGGAACCUCCGGAAGGAGCGAAUGGAGAAGCGGUCGCAGGAGAAAGAGUGCAAGCGCGAGAGACUGUCCUUAGCGAGGGAACAUGGCCAAAACGUCGUCGUCGAUCUCCAAUUCUCUCACCUCAUGAACCCUAACGAAAUCCACAGCCUCGUUCAGCAGAUUAUGUAUUGUUACGCUGUGAAUGGAAGGUGCGUUUCCCCUGCGCACCUUUGGCUCACUGGCUGCGAGGGGGAAAUGGAGAGCGCGUUGAAGCGGAUUCCGGGGUUUGAGAAGUGGAUAAUUGAGAAGGACAAUAGGUCUUACAUUGAGGCCUUGAGUGAUCGGAAGGAGGAUUUGGUUUAUCUCACUGCGGAUUCGGAGACUGUGCUUGAGGAGCUUGAUUUGAAGAAGGUUUAUGUUAUUGGUGGGUUGGUCGAUAGGAACCGGUGGAAGGGGAUAACGUUGAAGAAAGCACAAGAGCAAGGAAUCCAAACGGCUAAACUUCCCAUUGGAAACUUCAUGAAGAUGUCUAGCUCUCAGGUACUUACUGUGAAUCAAGUGGUGGAAAUAUUACUCAAGUUUUUAGAGACAAGGGAUUGGAAAAAGUCUUUCUUUGCUGUUAUCCCUCAACGGAAAAGAUGCCAAUCCGAUUCAGAAGGAAAUGCAGAAGAGACAGUAGAGGAAGUACAUGAACAAGAUGAUGAUGUAACUGCAAGUAAAAAGAAAUGUGUUGAGGAGGUCCCUGCUAACAGUUAGAAUUGUCUCUUACAAGUUACAAACAUGUUGAUCUUCAGCUGGCCAUUGCUUAGGAGUUAGGAAAACCAACACAUGAAGACACAAGUUUCAAAUUGGAGCUUCACAUGCAGUCUUAAUACUGACACAUGGAUUUAGCGUAAUUUUAUAUGCUUUGUACUAAUCUGUAACGGGAUUUUCCAUCAGGUGUUGCUCCGAAGUACUUGUAUGGGAAUACAAGUGCCUCCCCGAUGAUCGUGGGAUGGAAUGGCUCUUUUUGAACGUAUCUCCUCUGGUUUUGGAUUCAUGAGCAAUUAUUCUUAAUUUCUAAAUUAUAUUUUUUACUUUCACCUUUUUUUUACCA
Molecule: messenger RNA, 1436 nt
Organism: Cajanus cajan (pigeon pea)
Lineage: Eukaryota; Viridiplantae; Streptophyta; Magnoliopsida; Fabales; Fabaceae
Source: RefSeq, a predicted model, not a curated record